GGGAGAUCGCUGCUGCGGUUCCGCCCGCUCCUUCAUGCGGGCUUCUGCUCCGGCGGGGGUAGCACCGCUGCCGCCGCCGCCGCCGCCGAGGAGGAGCCGGCCUGCCUUCUCCCCCGCCGCCCGCGGGGCUGGGGCGCUCCCCCGGCUCGCCUGCCCGGGGGGCCCGCAUGGCGUGCUACCUGGUCAUCAGCUCCCGGCACCUCAGCAACGGGCACUACCGCGGCAUCAAAGGCGUCUUCAGGGGACCGCUCUGCAAGAAGGGCUCUCGCUCGCCGGACUAUGCUGAGAAGGAGAAAGCUGCAGCCAAGGCUCUGGAGGACGUGAAGGCUAACUUCUACUGUGAACUAUGUGACAAGCAGUACCACAAACACCAGGAAUUUGACAACCACAUCAAUUCUUACGACCACGCUCACAAGCAGAGAUUGAAAGAUUUAAAACAAAGAGAAUUUGCUCGAAAUGUGGCUUCAAAGUCAUGGAAAGAUGAGAAGAAACAGGAAAAAGCACUCAAGCGGCUCCAUCAGCUUGCAGAGUUACGGAAGCAGUCAGAAUGCAUCACUGGGAGUGGACCAUUGCUUAAAGCCCCCAGAUUAGUCAUGGAAAAACAGCAAUCACCAGAUGGCAUUUUCCUGUACAAGGGCAGCAAGAUCACAACUAGUUCUCAAAGAACCACCACGAGUGAAGGACAGGGUUUCUCCAGCAGCGUACUAGAGAAACAGCAGCUUAUCAUAAGUAGGUACCAGUCCCCUACUGAAAGACCCCAUGCACUUGGAAAUCAAGUCUCACAAGUGUUCCCAGAUAGCACCAAUACUUCUCAAAGGGCAGGAGUGUCUUUCUCGUUCUCUAAAAAGGUCCCUUUGAAGCUCGAGUCCUCGGCAUCAGUCUUCAGUGAGAACUCUGAAGAAGGAAAUGAUUGCAGUGAAUCCCUGAACCAUAAAACAAAGCAAGCUCUCGAGGGCUGUCGUUCUGGCACAUUUUUGGAGGAGGACGUGAAAGCAAGCUUGGAUAAAGGGCCACCUAUUACACAAGACCAAAUGGAUUUGGAUAACAGUGCAUCAAGUCAUGUAGCCGCAAAACUGAAAAUGCUAAAGGAAAAUGAUAAAAGUAGUGAUAGAGAAUUAGAAGAAAAGGUCAGUGCUCAUCCUUCAUUUUCCAAAGUCAAAAUACAGCUUUCAAAUUCAGAUUUUUCUGGUUCACUUAGAGAACCAGAGCAAGAGAGCAAAUUGAAUGAGUCUGAGCAACUGUUAGAAUCUCUCGUUUCACCUUCAUGCCAAGCUAGCAAUUUUUGUACACAGCUGAACACCUACAAGCACAGCAAUGCCCACCUGCCUGACCAGUUACCUGAGCUCCCACAAGAGCCAGAACCUCAGCUGGCAUGCACAAGCAACAUUAAUGACAAUCCUGUGGCGGUAAAAAGAGAAAGAUCUUUGGAGAGUUCAGAAACCACAAAUGGGAACAUGGAAAAGCUUCCAAGGGAGACCGUGGUUAAAGAGGUUAAGCCCCAGGCAUUGCCUUUCCUCCAUGUAGUGAGCAAAGAUGGCACCACUGCUCUGCAGUGGCCCACAGAAUUACUCUUGUUUACAAAAACUGAGCCCUGUAUUUCAUAUGGCUGUAAUCCAUUGUAUUUUGACUUCAGACUCUCUUUAAAUCACAGAGAUGGUAAACAGCAUGAAACAAACAAAGCAAGCUGUAAAGAGCACUCUAUAAAUAAGACUGCAGAUGAAAAUGAAGCCUCAGGUUUAAUAAAACACAAGCAAAUGUCAAAUGAACAAGAUAAUCAGUUGUUGAAACCAAAGAAGAUGAAAGGUUCCCUAAAUCCAAGAAAGACCAAGCAAAAAGCUGAGUCAGACAUAGGGAAAGAAAUGAGUGAAAAUGGUCAAAAAUGCAUUGCAGAUUAUUUGAAUGAAAAUAUACCCAAAGUGCCUGCUUACCUUGAUGUCUCACAAAAGGAUUAUGUGACAGAAAAAGGUCUUCAUACAACAACACUGAGAAGACCCUCAAAGCAUCAUUUUCAUAGCUGUGAAAGAAAAAAACAGAACAUUAGAAAUGAAAGCAUUUCCUUUUCUGCUUUUAUGUCUAGGAUUAAAAAGUCUAAAGCUGCAAAAUGUCAUUUAAUUUAUUCUGAGGAAAACCGUGAAAACCAAAAUGACUGCAGAUCCAUUCAAGAUGUGGCUAGCUGCAGCAGUGACAUAAGUGACAGUGGCAAAGACUCUAGUGGAAGUUUUCUUAGUUAUAAAUCCUGUUCAAACAGCAGGUAUUCAGAAAAUGAAGGAUGUGGAAGUUACACGAGAUGCUGGAGAUUUCCAUCUCCUCAAAAGUCCUCCUCUGACAGACGUUCCAGCUAUUCUGACACUUCAGUUAGCGGUACGAGUAGCUACAUGAGCUACACAAGUCCCACACUGAACAAUCACAGCAGAAAUCAUUUGCUUUUUUGUUGUAAAAAAAAAAGCAAGACAGCUGAAAGGCACAAAUGUAAACACAGAAAGCACAAGUGUAUUUUCACUUCUGAUGAUACAGACAGGGAUUAUCUUUGUCGUAGUAGAAGUCACAGAACUAGAAACUGUACACAGAGGGGCACAAUUAAGUAUCAAAGAUAUUCAAGACAAAAAGUUUUACAACAUAGAGACAGAUCUAAACACAGCAGACGUAGACACCGGCAUUUUGGCAAAGUGCAUAGUAGAAGUAGAAGCUACCGUAGCUCCAAAAGUUGUUCCGCCAGGGAUUCAGGAAGCAGUGAAAGAUCAUCUAGUAGCAGAAUAUCAAGAAGUAGCAGUUCAGGAUCCUUGUCAAAAGAGACUGACAACUGUGACAACAAAACAAAAGAAGAUGCAGAAAGAGGUUCUAACACUGAAUUGGGAAAAGCUGAAACUGCACAUUGCAACUCUAUGAAUGCGAACGGUCAGUCAAAAAACUUUGCCACCUGCUCUUCUGAAACCCUGGCAAAAGACGUAUGUGGAAAAAGAAAGUCACUGACAGCCAAGUUACUUUUAGAAAGAGUGCAGUCCAAGAAAACCCAGGAACAAAUGCACAAUUCAGAUAGAUUUUCCAACACUUGUGAAGUAGAAUUAAAGAAUCACUCGCAAAGUCACUUUGCCCUUCAGUUUCCAUCAUCAGUAGAUGACAUUGCAAUGUUACCUUUGCCAGAGAAACUGCUAAGCAUAGGUAAAAAUGACACAGGACAUAAUGAAAUUAGUUCAUUGGAAAACAGUGUGACGAAAAACAACUUUGAAGCGUCAGAGGUAACUAAUGUUGCUCUUUCAACAGGCACUGAUUAUGAUCAUUGCCUUUUUAAAGACAUCAUUCAAAUAGGAACAGGCUAUCAGAGCCCAAGCAUAAAAAGGAGCACAGCAAUAAAGGAACAAUCCAACCUCUUCAUUAGUGAAGUGCAACCCUUUAUACAAAGCUGUGACCCAGUACCAAAUGAUUUCCCUGGUGCUUUUCCCUCUAAUAGAUAUUCUGUUGUUGACAAUUCAACAGAGACCAAAGAAGAACUACAUGAUGUGAACAUGGACUUGAACCGGGCAGAAGGCAGUUCAGACUCUCUUUGUGACAAUGCUAUGCAGAAGUACGCUGACACAGUAAAUGACCUAGAAGUGUACAGUAAAUCCACCUCCCCUCCUUUAACGCAGCAGCCUAUCACGUUUUCACCAGAGGAAGUAGACAAAUACAGGUUGCUGCAGCUGCAAGCCCAGCAGCAUAUGCAGAAACAACUUCUGGCAAAACACCUGAAGGCUUUGCCUGCCCCAGGACCAGCUGCCUUCUCUGCAACACCAGCAGUUCCUGCCCUCCCUGUUCAGCAGCAUGCUACUGUCACCACCAUCCACCACACGCUGCUGCAACGCUUUGCUGUCUCCUCGUCUGUACAUCCCCAUGGUAGUCAUCUCUCCCUGGCACACCUCCACCCCCUCUCUCAAGCACAUUUUGCCCCCAUAUCACUUUCCCCAUUGGCGCCAGCCCUCAUUCCCACCCACCCUGCUCUGCUGACAGGACACCCGUUGCACUUGGUCUCCAACACCCCCCUCCACCCUUCCCCGCUGACCUUCCCUGCACUGCCACACGCUGCAUACAUCCCAGCCUUAUUUACACCACACCUGAAUGCAGCCACACCUUCUGCUGUACAUCCAAAUCCCUUAGUUCAUCCAUUAUUCCAAGGGCAAGAGCCCCAUCACCAUUCUUGCUCUAGCCAGAUCCAACAGUUACCUACAAUAAAAGAAGUUUUCAGUGUUUCUAGCUACUUAAACUAGCCCAAAUGAUUACACCAUGGCUCCAAAACCAAAUUUGAAUAAAAUAAAUUAUUCAGUGUUCAAUCACAUGUCUGAGGGGAAAUCUACUCUUUUCCUGAGAGCACAACGGCAAAUAUUUUAAAGUCCGCAUUCUGGUUGACAGCAUAUAAAUGUUGAUUUCGUUCUCGUAUCACUGAGUAAAAGCUGGUUUAAAAACUUUUAUGAUACUGUCACAAGAAGGAUGGGGUCCAGCUAGUGUCAUUCUACAGAAAUUUGGAAAGAACAGCCUGAAGUGAAGUCUGUGACUGUCAGUAGGAAUGGGACCAGAGCCUAGGUAGACACAAUGGGACCAAGAAUAUCAACACUGAUGAGCGAUUUAAAAUAGCGCAAUUUAAGGUAGAGCAAUCUUGACACACCUCAAAGGUUUGCUUUUCUGAGUGUGUAUAUGCAACAGCAUAGUACUUGGUCUGGUUAAGGUAUUUCAGACUGAGCAAAAAAGAAGGUAUCUGGGACCACAAGUCCCUGGUUUUGUCUCUGGCCAAAAUAAAUUGGGGAGCCUCGAAGUAAAGGGUGAUGAGAACACUGGAAGAAGAGGGUCACAACAACAUCUCAAAGACACUUUAAUGAUUUUAUCCCUGGUAUAUGUUGCUUGGACAGCGUAAAGGGACUGCAGUCUGGCCACAGGUACGUAACAAAAAUUCCCUUAGCGUAGGGGGCUCUGUGCUGGCACAAGCGGGCUGCUACUUUUCUGCCUGGGCCAAGCAUCCAAGAAGGCAAAGGACAGAAGGGGAUGAAGCCAAGUUCUUUGGCAUUGCCAGCCUGUGGCUGUAGCGUACAGUAUGUUGGGGUGGGCUGCAGCAGCCCAGAGCUGCCAAGCAGCUAGUGCUGGCUUUGAACCUCAGAGGUCCCUGGCCCAGGCUGCAACACUUCUUUCCUACCAAACAGAGCUCUGAUGUGUGGGAAAGUCUCGCCCAAAGAAUGUGUAAAUAUGUUUCAUCCCUUUCACAAAAAACAUAAACAAUUGGCUGGUCCUAUAAAAUUGUGCUGAUAUUCAUAAAAAUGCAGAAGUAAAAUUCUGAGCAGAAAUUGGCUCUCCAGGUCAAGUCUCAUAGACAACCAUGCCACAGUUCUCAGCAUUUCAAGGUGUAUUGAAUCUAAACAAAUAUG
Grus americana (Whooping crane) is the source of this 5387-nucleotide messenger RNA. RefSeq names its product zinc finger protein 804B (gene ZNF804B). Bases 168 to 4241 code for a protein of 1357 amino acids. Gene Ontology annotation, cellular component: nucleus. The record is from RefSeq and is a predicted model, not a curated record. NCBI's taxonomy places the organism in Eukaryota, Metazoa, Chordata, Aves, Gruiformes, Gruidae. The transcript has 4 exons.